Molecule: messenger RNA, 3183 nt
Organism: Rhincodon typus (whale shark)
Lineage: Eukaryota; Metazoa; Chordata; Chondrichthyes; Orectolobiformes; Rhincodontidae
Gene: clip2
Product: CAP-GLY domain containing linker protein 2
Exons: 16
Coding region: 1-3183 (1060 amino acids)
Biological process (GO): cytoplasmic microtubule organization
Cellular component (GO): nucleus; microtubule plus-end; cytoplasm
Molecular function (GO): microtubule plus-end binding
Source: RefSeq, a predicted model, not a curated record
AUGGACUACUAUUUACUGUUUGUUGCUCUGUGCACGCUGUGCAAUGACUGUACUGGUUCCCCGUUGCACAAGCAAGCUUCAGUCCCUGUACCUAGUGACAAAUUGCCCUCAAAGAGUGCCGAGGUGGGCGAUGACUGCAUUGGCGAUUUUGCCAUCGGGGAUCGUAUCUGGGUGAAUGGUGUGAAGCCUGGCAUCAUACAGUUCCUUGGGGAAACCCAAUUUGCUCCCGGAAAGUGGGCAGGAGUUGUCCUCGAUGAGCCUGUGGGCAAAAACGAUGGGUCAGUCGGCGGCGUGCGGUACUUUGAAUGCGGAGCUUUACAAGGCAUUUUCACCCGACCCUCAAAGCUGGCACUUCGCCCCUCGAGUGACGGCGCUGGAAGUGAUGCCCAUUCCGGAGACUCCGUUACAUUUCCAGCCGCAGCCUCACAGCAUGGUACUGCCACCCCGCCACUAUCAACCCAACGCAUCAACUGCGCAAUCCCCCUGAGGGAAAGCAUUUUGAACAGUUCUAUGAAAACGGGGAAUGAGUCAGGAUCAAACCUAUCUGACAGUGGAUCCGUAAAGAAAGGGGACAAGGACUUGAGGUGUGGGGAUCGUGUUCUGGUGGGUGGCACCAAAACUGGAGUUGUAAAGUAUGUCGGAGAGACGGAUUUUGCAAAGGGAGAGUGGUGUGGAGUUGAACUGGAUGAACCACUGGGAAAAAAUGAUGGCGCUGUCGCUGGCACAAGAUACUUCCAGUGCCCGCCCAAGUUUGGUCUCUUUGCUCCCAUUCACAAGGUGAUGAGGAUCGGCUUCCCGUCCACCACACCAGCCAAAACCAAGAAGAGUAAGAGGAUGGCCAUGGGGGUCUCGGCCUUGACACAGAGCCCAAGCAGCUCUUCGAUAAGUUCAGUCAGCUCCGUGGCUUCUUCUGUGGGGGGCAGACCGAGCCGCACCGGGCUGCUGACUGAGACAUCCUCUCGCUACGCCCGGAAGAUCUCUGGCACCACCGCCCUGCAGGAAGCCCUGAAGGAGAAGCAGCAGCACAUUGAACAACUGUUGGCCGAGCGAGACCUGGAGCGCGCUGAGGUCGCCAAGGCAACCAGCCAUAUCUGUGAGGUGGAGAAAGAGCUGGCACUCCUGAAGGCCACACAUGCACAGUACGCGACAGAGGCUGAGAUGAACCUACAGAUUGUACGAACCAGGCUAAACAACGCUGAGAAACAAAAACUGGAACUGUUAAACACACUGGAAGAGGAGAAGAGGAAAAUUGAGGAUCUCCAGUUCCGAGUGGAAGAAGAAUCAAUUACCAAAGGAGAUUUAGAGACUCAAACAAAGUUAGAGCAUGCCCGUAUUCGGGAGCUUGAGCACAGCCUGCUGUUUGAAAGGACUAAAGCUGGAAAACUCCAGAAGGAGUUUGAAGACACUCGGCUCACAACGGUAGCUGAAAAGUCCAGGAUUGUCCAGCUGGAGGAUGAACUGAAUUUGAAGAACAGCGAAAUUGAGGAACUGCAGCAGAGGCUGAGAAACUCAGACAAGUCAGACACACCAGAGCAGAGCCUCAGUCUGCAGUCAGAGGUCUUCAAGUUACGAGACCAGCUAUCGGCGGUCAACAAAGAGCACCAAAGUGAGACCGUCUUACUGAAGGAAAAAUAUGAGGCCAGGUUGCGGGAGUAUCAGGAGGAAAUGGAAAAGUUGAAGGCCACUAAUGAGAAAUACUCGCAGGAUAUCAGUGACCUCCGACAGAAGCUCCACCAAGCAACUAAGGAAAACAUGGAGAUGAUGGAUAACUGGAAGAACAAACUGGACACUUUAGUAUCUGACCAUCAGAAGUCUCUGGAGGAACUUAAAGUCUCAUUGAUUGCAGGUAGUGAUGUUCAGAACAGUGAGCUGGUCGAGCUAAGAGCCACUAUAGAAAGCCUGAAGAUGGAGCACCAACUCGAGUGGGAGAAUCUGAAAGCCAAGCACGAGAUUGAGAUGGCACUGCACAUCAAGGAGAAAGAGGACUUCAAAGUUAAGCUGCAAGAAGCCAAAUACGAACUGGAAGAGUGCAAUGCAAACUGGCGGAACAAACUGGAGGUUACGACAUGUCAGCACAGGCAAGAGCUCCAGGUGACCGUCGAUCAGCUCCGAAAUGCUGAGCUGAGAUUUAGUGAGCAGGAGAAACUUCAUGCUGGGUACAAAGACCAGGCACAGGCCAUCAGCUUCUUAAAGGAGCAGAUAGCUGCAGCCGAGAGAAAAAUGACAGACUACGAGGCGCUCCAGAAGUCUGAGAUCCAACACAAGCAGGAAUUUAAGAGCCUUCAGGAGAAGCUGCAAGCACUAGAAGCUCACCAUUCUUCUGAAGCCAUUGACAGCAAUAACAUCUUGAAAGAGAAAAUGAAAAUGAAACAGUCAAUAGAAGACUUGUUAGACAAACUUGGUAAAAGGGAAAAGGACGUUUCUUCAAUGUCAUCACAGAUCGAGUUACUAAAGACACAGAUUGUUGCUCUAGAACACAAGUCAAAAUCUUCCGAGAAAAAGGCCGACGCGACAACAAAGGAGAAAGCCAAGCUGGAAAUGGAGCUGGAGGCCCUGACCCGUAAAUCCCAUGAUGCUUCGGGACAGCUGGUCAUCAUUAGUCAAGAGCUGCUGAAGAAGGAACGGAACCUCAACGAACUGCGCUCUUUGCUGUUGGAGACCAAUCGUCACUCCAGCGGAGGGGAAAAGGACCUCAGCCGUGAAGUUCACAAAGCUGAGUGGAGAAUGAAGGAACAGAAACUACAGGAAGACAUCAAAGUUCUCCGAGAGAAACUAUAUGGUCUGGGUACUGAAAAAUACAAGCCCGACCAAAAGCGGCGCCCAUCCUCUCUACAGGACACAGAAACCGACACGGAGAUUUGCAAACUGCAGCAAAGGCUGGUUAACACUGAGGAGGCCCUGCGGAGUGCACUGGAGCAGAACCAGCAAAUGGAGAGGCUGAUGGAAGCCAUGCAGACUCUCGAUAGCGCAGGCUCUGCAAAUGGAGUCCAUCAGCGAGGCCAGCUUGAGGCAAUGACGGAUAGCAGAUGCUUCAAACAAGAGUUGCAGCAUAUGGCACCAUUGGCAAGCACCAUCCACAAAGACAGCGGGUAUAUGGUCACUGGCAGGCGACAUGAUGGGGAAGGCUACAAUCCUAGUGAAGUGACAUACUCGGGCUCUCUGGAGACCGGGAAUAAAAUGUAG